AUGGUUAGGAGUGCUUCUAGCAAAACAGGCGUUAGAGGUGGCCGAGAAGAAUCACCGUACCCAGGGUCGCCUCGCACCCAGAAGUGGAUUGGUAACUUGCUGCCAAUCCUAGAACGGUACGACUACAACUACGCUGAGAUAACGCAGCUGGUUAAGGCGUGCGACUACAAUGGGGACAAAAUCCAGCAAGAGGUUGAUCGCAUUAUGGAGGUAAACAUCGGUCACGAGCAUGGCGAAUGGACUGUUGUUAACUCUCAGCAAAAGCCAAAGGUAAAAGCAACGCAGUUACUGAAAAGGCCAAAGGCACCGGUUAGAGGCGUGCAGAAAGCUGUUACUAAGGCUCCCCCGGCUAAGGAGCCACAAGAGACACGCCGUGCACAGGUAGGUAAAGAAGCCGCUGCGGCAACGACACCCAAGGAUUCGACCGUGGAGGCCGUUGCGUCUUCCGAAGCGGUUGAACCAUCUGCUUCUGUUGCGCCCCAACAGGAUCAGGGGGCGCGUGCAAAGGCUCCUCAAAGAAACCCUACGGAGAAAAAGCAGGGCCGCAACACUCGUAGAGAGUCUGCCUCGAAAGAAUCAGGCAAAGAAAACUCCAAAUCACAGCAGCAACCACAACCCCCUAAGAAGCAGCUUCCAAUCCAGUGGGCGUCAUUGCUGAAGAAGUCUCCUGAAGAGCAGUCAGCGGUUCCACCGCCGUCGCCCCCGUCAAAUGCGACUGCUCAAACUGCAAAUAGUACACCCAAAAUCCCCAAGAAGAAGUCCGCGGAUGAACGUAUUCCCGAAGUUCAGGAAGCUCCUGUAACCCCGGAUGUGAAUAAUGACGUGGAAGCUCUUGCACUCGCCAAGGCUGAGGAAACUUUGAAAAAAUUGGAAAUAAGCGAACGAAUUAAGGUUGAACAGCAGCUUCAACACAAAUUGAUACAGUCGUCGCCCAGAGCGGAGCAACCGCACAUGUCUCCGGUACAGGCACGCCUCGCGGUGGCGGAGGACCCGCUACCCCCCGUUGUAAUGCCGAAAACUCUGUCUACCGGCAUUGACGCGACAGCAAUGUUUAGUUACUUCGACGAAGAGCCACCCAAGGUAAAUAUGUGGCCUGCGGGUGCGACUGUGGGCCACUAUCAGCAACCGUCAACCAAUAGGCGGGAUUAUAGCAAAUACCCGCGGAGUUCUCACAUGGUGGGUGGAGACGAUGGCCGUUCUAACACAGUACAGCACGAUGGCGGCGCACUAGUAACUCAGAACGUCGGAGGGGUGUCCCAGCAAGAUGAGGUGGACACUCUUCACGGCGACAGUUCGGUUCAGCAGGAAGGCGUUCCCGAUGCAGGUUUCCAAGGCCAUUGGCAAAUGGGUUACUACCGCAGCCGCUAUUCUAACCCCAAGCACCAACCGUUUUCUUAUGCGUAUGACGAGGACAAGCCUAAGAACUACCGGCAAGGGGCCAGCGAGCAUUACUCACAAAAGGAAGGUCGUCACCACUUAAACGGAGUUUAUGUGAACUACGGCUAUCAACACGACAGGCUGCAGACGCCUCCCGGUUUGGUCAGCUACUACGCAUCACAACAACCGUAUUACGGGUUCUCUAACUCGACGACACAGGCCAACCCGCACGCUCCUUCGGAUUCGGCGACGUCGUCUAUGUGGAGGAACUGA
Messenger RNA from Babesia bigemina, 1650 nucleotides. RefSeq lists its product as hypothetical. The coding region runs from base 1 to 1650 and encodes 549 amino acids. The transcript has a single exon. NCBI's taxonomy places the organism in Eukaryota, Apicomplexa, Aconoidasida, Piroplasmida, Babesiidae. The record is from RefSeq and is a predicted model, not a curated record.